Drosophila rhopaloa is the source of this 1366-nucleotide messenger RNA. RefSeq names its product fibrinogen-like protein 1. NCBI's taxonomy places the organism in Eukaryota, Metazoa, Arthropoda, Insecta, Diptera, Drosophilidae. The record is from RefSeq and is a predicted model, not a curated record. The transcript has 3 exons. The coding region runs from base 5 to 1225 and encodes 406 amino acids.
UUAGAUGGAACAUCUUAUGAUGCUGAGACUGUUAUCCUAUUUGCUUGGCUUAUUAAUUUUUCCAAGUGUACAAGGAGGAAUUGCGUCCAAUUCAAAGGAUCAGUCGAUGUGUGUUCUCCAAGAUGCACCACAACAAUGCGGCUCCUUUUGCCUGGCCGCUCUCAACCCGAUAUUCGACGAUACUGAUAGUAUGCGAACGACGUUGGAUGAAAUCAAGGCAGAGCUGAAGGCCGGAUUGGAUUCGAGACUCAAGCAGGAACUCAAAGAAGACUUCGCGAAUUCAAUUCAGGCUCUGCAGACCAAGCUGGAUGCGAGAUUGGACAGAACGGAGGAACUUAGGAUGAUGAAAAUAACAGCCGAUGCCAACGAUGAACUUAAAAUCCAAGUAACUACUUUGAAAGAUACAAUAAAAGACUUACAGAGUAAGUUAAAAAUAUCCAAAGGUCAAAUCAAAAGCAAAGAAGAUAUUUUAAAAGUGAAAGAGGAGGACCUUAAAAAUAGAGAUGAACAAAUCUCGACCCUUACGACUCAAAUAAAAGCUAUUGAGAAAACAAAAUCAGAACUAUCUAGUCAGCUUUCUGAAUUGCAUAAAUAUUAUGACAUUUUACCUGACUCUUGUCCCAAUGGCAGUACCAAUUUCAUUUACCAAAUUAAGGUUCGGGAUCUUGAACCCUUUAAAGUGUCAUGUGCGACGUCUCCGCCUGGUUGGACUGUAAUUCAGAGACGCAUUGACGGAUCCGAGAACUUCAAUAGAACCUGGAAUGAUUAUAAAUAUGGAUUUGGGAAUGUCAGUGGAGAAUUCUUCAUCGGGCUGGAAAAAUUGCAUCGGAUGACUGAGGCACGACCCCACGAACUCUACAUUAAACUUGGGGAUGUUGAUGGAUCCACCAGCUACGCUCAAUACGAUGACUUUAAGAUUGGAAGUGAGGAGGAAUUGUACGAGUUGAAGAAUCUAGGUAAUUUUUCUGGUGAAGCCGGAGACUCACUCACAUACAAUAAGAACCAAAAGUUCUCCACAUUUGAUCGGGAUAAUGACAAUAUCAUUGGUUUCAAUUGUGCCUCUACAUAUGGUGCAUGGUGGCACAAUUACUUUUUAAAUAGUGCGCUCAAUGGAAAAUACUUCGAAGAUGGCAAAGGUAAUGGAAUUAUUUGGUACUCAUGGCAUGAAGAUUAUGAUGAAUCACUUACCUUUGUCGAAAUGAUGAUAAGGCCCAAGUCCUUAUGAGUCGCACUGUUUAAGUAUGAAAUAUUUGAAUAAUAAUAAAAAAUACUAAAUCUAAACUGUACUCCUAAUGCUGUCUGGUAUUAAUUUGUUUUUAUUUGAUGAAAUAGGAGAUUAGAUUGUUAUUAAAUUGCGUAUUUAAAA